This is a messenger RNA of Aaosphaeria arxii CBS 175.79, 1073 nucleotides long. RefSeq lists its product as uncharacterized. Lineage: Eukaryota; Fungi; Ascomycota; Dothideomycetes; Pleosporales. The transcript has 2 exons. Bases 115 to 888 code for a protein of 257 amino acids. Gene Ontology annotation, biological process: regulation of DNA-templated transcription. The record is from RefSeq and is a predicted model, not a curated record. Gene Ontology annotation, molecular function: DNA-binding transcription factor activity, RNA polymerase II-specific; zinc ion binding.
UUACCUACCUUACAGGUCCACUACUUGUAGUUGUACCCUGUACCCAUAUCACCUUGCACAAUUUUAUAACCUUACAACAAGUCCCUGGCGUAUCUAGCCUAUAUUUCUCACAGCAUGCUGACCACUUCUCCGACUCAAACCAUUUUCCUCCAUAUGCAUCCCCACGCUCUCGAGUCGUUGGCUCCUAAAGACACUCGGUGGAACAUGCUUGAGUUGACGGCUUCCGCAACAUCGGCUGAUCGUCGACAGAGUUAUCUAUUCUCUGCAACCACCAUUGCUGGCCAGGGUGCUUGCACUGCCUGUCGCGGUCGCUUGACCAAGUGCUCGUUGACCAAACCACAAUGUAGCGAAUGCAACAAGAGAGGUACAGGCUGCACGUACACUGCUGCCUCGAAAAGUAGUUCACCAGUGGCUCCCUCGGUGUUUGCUCCCCCUGCUCCACGGCUGGCGACAGAGAAGGGUACGAAACGCAAGUUCGACCAGAUCCUGAACCAACAUCCUGCGCCAUGCCCAUUUCAAAAUCUAUAUCAGCUCAUGCAAUCAAGCUCCCCCGAAGUCGCCAUGGACAUCUUUCGUCGCAUCCGCCAGGGCGACGAUGCAGCGAGUGUGUUGCGCCAUUUCGAUGAGGGCCACCUUCUUGUACAGUUCUACCUUCAAGUGGACUCAAAAACACAAACACUCUCAACUACGGCUCCUGGUCGCGCUGGCAAGUACAUACAAUCUCCUCCAGCUCUCUCGACAUCAACUACCGAAACAACCAAUUCGUCAUCGACAUCCAUAACAACACCAUCAUCCGUGGCUACUACAACACCUAUCGGGAAACCAGCAACCCAACAUCAACUUCCACCAUCAUUACGAGCAAUAUGCAACGAUGUAGCGAUGAGCUGAGCCCAUGCAUGUUCAACGUUAAAUCUUCCCCAUCUAUCAUUCUUGCCUGGCUGUCUAAUCCGCCGCAUUAGACUGAUUCAUACUCCCGUUUUUCUCUUUCAGUCAUAAAGUUCAGUGGCCUCAUGAGCUGACGAUGACUUGGUGGAAUCAUCCAUGAUCACUACAUUUCAUAGAAUGCCAAGCGC